AAAUAUAUUUAAUUAUUUAUUUUUAGGAAUAAAAGUAUUUAGUUGCUAUGUCAUCACGGAUUACACAAUGGAGAAAAAUUAAUAAAUCAGUAAUUGAUUUAUUUACUGAGACAGAUAGUACAAUAGAAACAGAUAAACAACAAAUAAAUGUUUCAGAUUAUAGAGUUCUUUCUGAAGAAUCGAUUGAGCAAGAAGUUGAAGGUGUUGAAGAAACAGAUUUCGACUCAGAUUCCAAUCUUGACUCCGCCGGAGUCUCUGAUAGUUCUGAUUCUAAUUCUUGUUUCUUGAAUCAUGGAAACUUUAUAGAUGACAAAAUAAUAAAUGGAAAUCUACGUGAAGAAUUAGCAGAAUGGGUUGUUGUAAACCAAACUUCACAUUCUGCAACAAAUCAACUUCUUUUUAUUUUGAGGAAAAAUGGCCACACAGAGCUUCCAAAAGAUGUAAGAACAUUAUUGAAAACUCCAAGUAACAUUCCUCUGAAGAAUAAGUGUGGUGGCGAUUACAUUUAUUAUGGUUUGGAAACUAAUAUUUUAAAACAUUUAAGCAAAUUUCCAAAUCUUGCGAAAAUUGAAUUAGUUGUUAAUGUUGAUGGAAUACCAUUAUUUAAAAGCACGUCAGUAGCUUUAUGGCCCAUACUUUGCUCAUUUUCAAGUAUCCAACCAUUUGCUGUAGCUAUUUUCUGUGGUAAGAGCAAACCUUCAUCUGAAGAAAGCUUUAUGUUUGAUUUUGUAACUGAGUUAACAAAUUUAUUACAAAAUGGAAUCAAAACUCAAUAUAAACAUUACUUAGUUUCCCUUAAAUCAUUUUGUUGUGAUGCUCCAGCUCGACAAUUUUUGAAGUCUAUAAUUAGCCAUAAUGGAUACGAUUCGUGUGAGCGAUGUAUUAUUCACGGUGCACGUAUUAAUCACAGACAAAUUUUUUUGGGGUCAGGAUAUACUCUGAGAAAUGAUACAGAAUUUAACCUACACGGUUACAAAGAACACCAAAAAACUUUAUGUACUCUAGCUAAAUAUAAUAUACCAUGUGUUACAUCAUUUGUUUUAGAUAUCAUGCAUUUGGUUUAUUUAGGAGUAACUAAAAGAAUAAUAAUUUUUUUCAACGAAGGUAAAAGAUCAUGCAGGAUAUCAGAGAUUCAAAAAGCAGUUAUUUCUGAAAAACUUAGAGAAUUAUCAGGAAAAUUGCCCAGCGAGUUUGCAAGACAACCAAGAGGUAUUGAUGAGUUUAAACGCUGGAAAGCUACAGAGUUCAAAAAUUUUCUUUUAUAUACCGGUAUGAUUGUUUUAAAAAAUGUAGUUUCUCAAGAAAUAUAUACACAUUUCUUAAGCUUAUCAGUUGCUAUGAGUAUAAUGAUUGAUAAUGAUCUUUUGAAUGAUCAUAAGUUGUUAAUGUAUGCAAAAGGGCUCUUGGAAUGGUUUGUAUAUCGGUCAUCAUUUCUUUAUGGACAAGAGUUCGUUACUUAUAAUGUUCAUAGUUUGACACAUCUGUAUGAAGAUGUGGUCAACCACAGCUGCAGUUUACAAGAUAUAUCUGCUUUUCCUUUUGAAAACUAUCUAGGCAUUCUAAAAUCUUAUGUGCGCAAGGCACAAAGUCCCUUGUCACAAUUGACAAAAAGAAUAGAGGAGAUAGAGAAAUGUUGUGUAACAAGAAGCAAACAACAAUCAAAAACUAAGAUUUCAAUUGGAAAUAAAAAUAGAUGGUUUUUCAUUCGUGGAGAAAAAGUAGUGCGUGUAAAUAAUGUCAUUGGUAAUGAUAUAGAAUGCUAUGUCUAUCAAAUAUCUGAUUUGGAUGGGUUUUUUGAUGAUCCGUGUUGUUCUAAGUUGUUGCAUAUAUAUUUCCUUCAUAAAAAUGUACAAUUCAAGAAACAAUUUAUAAAAAAAGAUCUAAUUAUUAAAAAAGUAUGUGGUAUUCCAUACAAUGAUGGGUAUGUGUUGGUGCCGUUACACCACAAUAUAAACAGGUUUACUAUAAUUGUCAAUUUCACAAACAAAAUGUCUUGGACCAGAGCAGUAUGGUUUGAAUAUGCAAAAGAUGGCUCAUUAGAGGAAUAUGAACAGACUCUUCCAUCAAACUGGGUAAAGUGUAACAAAGUAUUUUGGCCUAAUAAAAAUGUUGAGUCAUCAAUGAAAAAAAUGUCCAAUCCAACUGAUGAUUGGUAUCAAUUCAAACUGAAAUACAUCAAGCUAACUGAUGAUGACAAAGAAGUAUGUGAAGAGUAUGGAGAUAAUGUGACAGCUGGAGAACUGGAUAACAAUGAAAUGAUGGUUAAGAGUUGUCCCAGCUUAUCUGAAAAAAGACAUGCAAUUAUUAAGUAUAUUCCAAAGCCAGUUCCACCGAAAAUGCCAAUAAGAACUGUUACGCCGGAUACAGAUGUUCCACAAAAAGCAAAAAGGAACAAUUCAAGUCAAAAAAUUUCAUCUGGUUAUACUCAAACCUCUUCUAUACAUGGUGGUUAUUCUGGACUUACUGCUUUAUCAACAGCUCACAUACCAAAGCCAUUUCUUUCAACUAUUACCUCUUCUACAUGUGAUGAUUUUUCUAUACGCAAACCAACAUUAAACAGUCAGACUACUACUAGUAUGUUAGAAAGCUCAUUCACAAAUAUUUCCACCAAUUCACCUGCUGUUAUUUCUCAAUCUUAUGUUAAUUACAAUAGAAGAGAUUCUGCUUGUGCUCGGGACGAGUUAAUUAGCUCAAAAAAUCUCGAAGAUAAUGGAUUUCAACAUAUAGUAUUACGGAGGUUGGUUCAAAUAACCUUGCAAAUGAGUGAAAUAUCCAAAAAGUUAGAUGCAGUUAGUGGCACCAGAAUGAAAGAUGUUGAAGGAGAGAUAAUAAUACAAUUUGAUGAUAUAGACGCUUUAUAUGAGUUCGAUCGAAAACUUGGAGCUGACAAAAGGGUUUUUAAAAAGUUUGUUAAUCAGCUAUCUUCCAUUGGCGGUAACAAUGGUAAAAAAAGUGUUGCAAACAUGAUAAACAGGUUGAUGACAAACAGACUUCAAUCGAAGUUCAAUUUGGUUGGUUCCAAGGGAAAGGUUACUGUGAAGUUACCUAUGGAAAAGUUAAAUGUUUACAAAGCAAUAAUUGAAUCGAUUAGGCGCUGUGAGCCUAAAGCAACAGACAAAGAAACUAGGUCAUUUAUUGCCUCCUGCCUAAAAUAUGCACCUUAUCGUUUGAAUGGAGGUAAACGGAAAUCUUGCAACCACGAAAUAGAAAACGAUGAAGUUCACAAAAGCGAUGAAGAAAUAAAUCAAGGUGACGACGAAUGCGAAGUAGAAUGUGACGUUGCAUCAAACAAAAGCGGAAGUAGUAGCGAAAAAUAAAAAUAAACUCUUAAACUUUUAAUAAAAUCUUACUUUCCCCCACUUAUUAAACUUUGUAACAAAUACUUUUUUGUAAAUUUUUUAAAUGUUAUCUUUCGAAAACGUUUAUAAAA
This is a messenger RNA of Hydra vulgaris (swiftwater hydra), 3430 nucleotides long. The record is from RefSeq and is a predicted model, not a curated record. Lineage: Eukaryota; Metazoa; Cnidaria; Hydrozoa; Anthoathecata; Hydridae.